UCUUUCUUGGUCUUGGGUUGGUGCUCAGAGCGGAGAGAGCGCUUAUGGAAUUUGUGGUUACAUAGUAUUUCGUCGGGUAACUCGAUGCGCUGGAAGGGGGAAGGCAGAAGAUCCCUCCUUGCCGACAACGCAUUGAGACUUCCAGAAAUCUCUCCUUCUGAAGACGUUAGAAAGAGGAAAAUGGCCUCUAAAGUUACAAUCGAUGGAGUAAGUUUUGUAUAGACAGAAUAUAUGGAACCGUUACGUGUAGCCGCCUAGUAAGCAGAGGUUGCACUGUCUACAUUAACAUAGAAAAUGAAAUGUAUGUCAUUUCAGCUGCAGAAACGGAGAAAGGAGGCAUUGGACGACUGCCACAAUAUUUCUUAUCAUCGGGGAGUUAUUUUUUUGUCACCAGAAUGGAAUGGUUUUUCUUUGACACUGCAAAAAUGAAACAGACACUGCAUCUCUGUGUGUUAUGGCUGUUGCUGGUAUGGAGCACAGGGGCCUCUGACAGGAGACCCCUCAAAAGGACAAUCUUACGACGAACAUCCCUCCAGGGGGGGAUUUUUAACAGAACACAAAAUGUGCUGAACUCUGACAGUAUUGCUCCUUCCGCUGGUGGUAUAAAUGUAUCCCCUAUGACGAGCCAUCGUGACAGAAUGCAGAGAGAUGAGAAAGUUGAGCCUCCAAGAAGAGGAAAAGAACCACCAAGAAGAAGGAUGAUGCCAAGCAGAAGAAUACCCCAACAACCAAAGAAACCCAUAAACCAGGUUGGCAGUGGCACUGGCACAUCUCAAGACAACAGUAAACCAGUGACAGGGGAGGCGGUUCAGCCUCAGUCCACACCAGCCCGCACCGGCCCCGGCAGCGCAGGCUCCCUCAACGUCCUGGCCAGCUUCGCAGGGAAGAACCGGGUCCUGGUCAUCUCCGCCCCACAUGACUCAGACGGUUACUAUCGCCUGAUGAUGACCCUCCUCAAGUCGGACGUCUACUGCCAGAUGGCGGAGCGGCACAUGCAGAUGAUAGUGAUGUUCCACCAGGAGGGAGAGCGAGGCGGGAAGGUGCGGCGGGUCAACGCCAAGGGACAGGUGACGGAGGAGCCCCUGGAUACGGUCCUCAUCCCCAGGCUGAUGAACUUCCUGAAGCUGGAGGAGGGGAAGUUUGGCAUGGUUCUCCUUAGGAAGACCCUCCAGGUGGAGGAGAGGUACCCGUACCCGGUCAGGCUGGAGGCUAUGUACGAGGUGAUGGACCAGACCCACAUGCGCAAGCUGGAGAAGGCCAGGCAGAGGGGCUUCGUGCAGAGGUGCAAGGCGGCCGGUGUUGAGGGCCAGGUGGUUGAGUUUCAGGGCCAGGGGGUAUUGACCACGGGGUCAGAGGUCACAGUGAACUCUACAGUGGAGAGGGUGCCAGUGAGGAAAGGGGUGCAGAGACCAGCUCAAGGACCAAAGGCUGUGACAGUUACCACAACCCGACCAACCACAAAACCAACUAUGACCACAAAGGCAACCACAAUUACAACAAAGACAACCACCACAACAAAACCAACAAGAACAACAAAAAAAACAACUACAACCACAACAAAACCACCACCAACAACAAAAGCAACCACAACCAUAACUACAGCAAAGCCAACCACAACCCCCACCAGAAAAACAACCACGACCACAACAAAACCAACAACUACUACAACGACCACAAAAGUAACCACCACAACAAAACCAACAACCACAACAAAAACAACCACGACCACCACUACUAUAAAACCAACCACCACAACAAAACCAAAAACUACAACAACACGACGAACCACAACCACAACCACCACAAAACCCACAGUUCCGAAGCCCUUGGACCCCCAGACAACACCGCACUGGGACCUAGAGGUCCCCACCACAGACGAAUCCUCCUACAUCCUCUCAGAGACCCACAAAAAUGGCAUAGAUGACGUUACAGAAUCCCACAGAGACCAAUAUGAAGAAGACACAACCGACGAUACCAAACAUGGCCGACAAGUUGUUACCUCUCCAACUCAGCUCACUAACAACAAACCAACUGAAGGAGGGGAAGAGCUGGGCAGUGAACUUAAGGUUGACUCUGAUGCACAGGUGGAAACAGCUUCCCCCAAGAAGAGCAAGGUCAAGCGGCCUGUCAAUGCAGAGAGGAAGAAAAAGGCUGAUAAAUCAGGCAAAAAGAGUAAAGCAGACAAGAAAAGGUUGAAGGCUACUAAAGACAGUGAUGGGGGCUUCUAUCGUGGCAGGAGACCAGGGAAGAAGGCCGCUAUUAACCAGGAGAAAGAAGCAGACAACAAGAGGCCCCCCACAAAACAGCCAAACCUCUUAGUAUCCUUUUUUGGUCAUUUUGAGAAGAGACGACGUCUACUUGUGAUCAGUACUCCAGACGAGGAGAAUCCUAUGUACACGCAGCAGAGAGAUGAGUAUCUGGAGCAUGUGUGUGAAUUGGGUGUCAGAAAAAUCUCUCUUAUCACCAUCUUUGGCUCUCUGACCAAUGGCACCAUGAAGAUGGACCAUUACCAGCCUGAGAAGGAUCAGCCUCUGAAAGGCAUGAAAGACGAGGACUUCACAAACCAGCCCCUCAUCAGAGCCUUGAGGACUGAGUUGGGACUGAUAUUUGACGACUACUAUAUGGUGCUGACCGACUUUGAUAUGAAAGUGAAGCAAGAAUAUGAGGUGCCCAUCGCCAUGACGGCUGUGUUUGACUACAUAGACACAUUCUCUUCUCGCAUCAAGGAGAUGGAACAGCAGAAGAGACAAGGAGUGACGUGUAAGACAGAAGACAAAUCCAAAUCCCUGGAGAACUUCCUCUCACGGUUCCGCUGGAGACGCAGGCUGUUUGUGAUCUCCUCCUCUGACGACGAGGAAUGGGCCUAUCAGCAGCAGCUCUACGCCCUGACUAGCCAGGCCUGCAAUCUGGGCCUGCGCCACUUGUCUGUGCUGAAGCUGAUUGGAAAGGACAUGGAGGAUAUGGGCGGGACCCUUGAGCUAUACCCAAUCAACGGGACUGCCACUGUGGAACGUGAGGACGUUUCUCCCUCUCUGGUGCAGGACAUCAGGAACUACUUCCAGAUCAGCCCAGAGUACUUCUCUAUGCUGCUGGUGGGGAAAGACGGCAACGUCAAGUCCUGGUACCCGUCUCCCAUGUGGUCCAUGUCCAUCAUAUAUGACCUGGUUGACUCCAUGCAGCUCCGCAGACAGGAGAUGGCUAUCCAGCAGUCCCUUGGCAUGCGCUGUCCUGAGGAUGAGUAUGGGGGCUACGGUCAUGACAGAGACCCCGAUGGUUACCACCGUGGAUAUGGUUACUAAAGGAUUGAGAAUAGGAUGUUCCCCUUAGGAUGUGUUCGAUUUUCUAUUAAGGCCUGGUUGUGGCCUUGUCCCAUGAACUAUAUGAAGCCAUUGUAUGAAUGGCAUUUCAUGAAAGCUUUUUUAAUGGCAUUUUGAUAACUGUGACGUUGUUUUAUAAGAAUUGACUUUUCUAUAAUAGAUUAUGAAAAUGCAGCAUACUUUUUCUUCCAUAUAUUUUUGAAUAUGAUUUGUUUCACAGGGAGAAUGGAGAUUUCAGAUUAAAAACUUUUGGCAAUUGC
Molecule: messenger RNA, 3577 nt
Organism: Oncorhynchus tshawytscha (Chinook salmon)
Lineage: Eukaryota; Metazoa; Chordata; Actinopteri; Salmoniformes; Salmonidae
Product: coiled-coil domain-containing protein 80-like
Exons: 8
Coding region: 300-3299 (999 amino acids)
Source: RefSeq, a predicted model, not a curated record